This is a messenger RNA of Sitophilus oryzae (rice weevil), 2133 nucleotides long. Its product is annotated as zinc finger protein 569-like. Lineage: Eukaryota; Metazoa; Arthropoda; Insecta; Coleoptera; Curculionidae. The record is from RefSeq and is a predicted model, not a curated record. Gene Ontology annotation, biological process: regulation of transcription by RNA polymerase II. Gene Ontology annotation, cellular component: nucleus. Bases 73 to 1869 code for a protein of 598 amino acids. The transcript is spliced from 12 exons. Gene Ontology annotation, molecular function: DNA-binding transcription factor activity, RNA polymerase II-specific; zinc ion binding; RNA polymerase II transcription regulatory region sequence-specific DNA binding.
CUAACCUACAAAUACAAACUCUGUUUAAAAAGCGGUUUGUUUAUUUAUUUAUUACUAAGUUUUUCUAUUAAAAUGGACAUAAAAACGAUUGCAACUAAUAACAAAAUAACAGCUAUUUGUAGAGCUUGUUUAAUUAAAACUGACAGUAUGAAAUCUUUGUUGGAUAACAGUGAAGAAAUAGUUGAAUUAUUGGCAAAAUUUAAUUCUGUACUUAAUACAGAGAUUGUUGUUGAGCUUCAUUAUCCUUCAUAUUUGUGCAGUAUAUGUGAAGAUAAAAUUUUGAAAUUUUAUGAAUUCCAAGAGCAGUGUAAAAGAACAAAUUCUUUGGUCGGUGAAUACUUUUUGUCAAAAGAUGAUAUUAAAAUAGAACAUGAUGAAAUUGAUAAUUCAAAUGAAGAUUAUUCAGUUUUGCAACCCCAAAAAACGCCCGUGAAAACUAGUGAACAACAAAUGAGGCUGAAACAGUAUUCUAUUAAAGAUGUAGAGCAAGCCAUAAGUGCUGUUAGGGAAAAGUUUUUCAAGCAUGUGGUGUGCAUUUUCUGUAAUUUUGUGGCAAUUAAUAAUAGAAGUUUAUCAGUACAUAUGACGAGGCUGCAUAAAGAACUGAAGGAGGGAUGGUGUUCAACUUGUAAUAAGAUAUUUAACAGUUUAGAAGUACAUAAUAGUGACACUCAUAGGGAUGAUUUGAAAUGUCCAUUUUGCAACAAAAUUAGUACAAAUAUAAGUCAUUUUAUCGAACAUCUUUCCAGUCAUUCAGCUGAUCGGUUAUAUAAAUGUAAUAGUUGCUUGAAAUCGUUUAUAUCAUCUAGGCAUUUGAAGAACCAUAGAGAGGUCCAUAAUCGAGAUAGAGAAGUGGAAUGUAAGGUGUGUGGGAAGCAAUUUCUCAAAGUAAAAUCUUUAAAAAAUCAUUUCCAGAAGCAUAUUAGGAACAGAACAUCUGCUUUGACAAAAUCAACUAAAUCAAGUGACCAGUAUUGUAAUGAUGAAUGUCUUGACCUACCAGACUCAUCAACACCACAGAAUUAUUGUUCAGUAUGUACGAGGAAAGUCAGGAGUUUACCUAGCCAUAAUAAAAAAUAUCAUAACAGUGAUGAAAUUCUAGAAUUAAAAAAUAUCGAAAAUUUAUGUCAACACUGUGGUAAACAAUUCAAAACGCCGUCUAAAUUCAGGGUUCAUAUGAGGAUUCAUACAGGGGAACAGCCAUACCAGUGUCGCUUCUGCGAUAAAAGAGCUAAAACUAGAAAUAUUUUAGUUGUUCACGAGCGUACUCAUACAGGCGAAAAACCUUACACCUGCACUAUUUGUGGAAAGAGUUUUAGUCAAUCAAGUAUUUUAAACACUCACAAACGAUUACAUACGGGCAGGCCUGAGCAGUGUAAAAUUUGUGAGAAAAGAUUUUGUAGACCUGCACAACUAAAGUUGCACAUGAGAAAACAUACAGGGGAGAAACCUUAUAAAUGUGAUAUAUGUGGUUAUGGGUUUAAACAAAAAAGUCAUUUGGUCGAGCACAAGAGCACUCACAGUAGUUACAAGCCAUAUAAAUGCGAUAAAUGUGAGAAAGGAUAUAAGAGUGUCAGUGCACUUAAAGGACAUCUUCGUUUACAUUCUGGACAGCAUCCUGUAAAAACCGAAAAGUGCACUGAAAGUGAAAAGGAAUGCACUGUUGACAUUAUAACUGUGAAUGGUAUUGAAGAAAUUCAUUAUGAUGAAAAUUAUGUGGAAAAUUUGGACAUCCAUAGUAGCGUGGAAGCUGUUGAACAAAAGAUCCAGACUGUUAUAAUUGAGACGGAAGAAAUGGAUCAAAAUGACCUGCAACAGAUGAAACUAGACUUGGGGAGUUUAAUGAGCAUUGAAGGAGAAGAUUUAUAAACUAAACAGCGGUUUUACUGCUCGAAAUUUAGUUUUAAAAUCGUAUGUUUAUAGGAAAUAUAGUGUGUGUUGAGAUGAUAAGUUAUAUGUAUUGUGUACUGCUGAUUCUAGCCAGUAGAUAGCUCUAAUAGCACUGGACAUAUAAGCUAUCACAUAAAAUUGUAGAUAUACAUAUGUAUAUAAAAAUAUUUCGUUGUGUGUAAUAUCUAGUCAGAAGAUAUGUCAUUAUUAUUAUUUAAGCAUUACUAUAUCUUUUUACCCUAA